This is a messenger RNA of Choloepus didactylus (southern two-toed sloth), 3218 nucleotides long. RefSeq names its product abhydrolase domain containing 5, lysophosphatidic acid acyltransferase (gene ABHD5). The transcript is spliced from 7 exons. Gene Ontology annotation, cellular component: lipid droplet. The record is from RefSeq and is a predicted model, not a curated record. NCBI's taxonomy places the organism in Eukaryota, Metazoa, Chordata, Mammalia, Pilosa, Megalonychidae. Gene Ontology annotation, biological process: positive regulation of triglyceride catabolic process; negative regulation of triglyceride storage. Bases 84 to 1130 code for a protein of 348 amino acids.
GAGCGGCGGCAGCGCCUGGCAGGCCAGUCGGCCUGUCAGCCGGCUUCGAGGUAGCUGUCUCCAUUCGUGCAGCGACAGCGGCCAUGGCAGCCGAGGAAGAGGUGGACUCUGCGGACACUGUUGAGAGGUCAGGAUGGCUAACUGGUUGGCUUCCUACAUGGUGCCCUACGUCUACAUCACACCUUAAAGAAGCUGAAGAGAAAAUGUUAAAAUGUGUCCCCUGCUCAUACAAAAAAGAACCUGUUCGUAUAUCUAAUGGAAAUAAAAUAUGGACACUGAAGUUCUCUCAUAAUAUUUCAAAUAAGACCCCACUUGUCCUCCUCCAUGGUUUUGGAGGAGGUCUUGGACUCUGGGCACUAAAUUUUGGAGAUCUUUGCAGAAAUAGGCCUGUCUAUGCUUUUGACCUGUUGGGCUUUGGACGAAGUAGUAGACCCAGGUUUGACAGUGAUGCAGAAGAAGUGGAGAACCAGUUUGUGGAAUCCAUUGAAGAGUGGAGAUGUGCCCUAAGAUUGGACAAAGUGAUCUUGCUUGGACACAACCUGGGUGGGUUCUUGGCUGCUGCUUAUUCAUUGAGGUAUCCAUCACGGGUUAAUCAUCUCAUUUUAGUGGAGCCUUGGGGUUUUCCUGAGCGACCAGACCUUGCUGAUGAAGACAGACCAAUUCCAGUUUGGAUCAGAGCCUUGGGAGCAGCGCUGACUCCCUUUAACCCUUUAGCUGGCCUCAGGAUUGCAGGACCUUUUGGUUUAAGUCUAGUACAACGUUUAAGGCCUGAUUUCAAGCGAAAGUAUUCUUCAAUGUUUGAAGAUGAUACUGUGACAGAAUAUAUCUACCACUGUAAUGUACAGACUCCGAGUGGUGAGACAGCUUUCAAAAAUAUGACUAUUCCUUAUGGAUGGGCAAAAAGACCAAUGCUCCAACGAAUUGGUAAAAUGCACCCUGACAUUCCCAUUUCGGUGAUCUUCGGCGCCCGAUCCUGCAUAGAUGGCAAUUCUGGCACCAGCAUCCAGUCAUUACGACCACAUUCAUAUGUGAGGACGAUAGCCAUUCUUGGGGCAGGACAUUAUGUGUAUGCAGAUCAACCAGAGGAGUUCAACCAGAAAGUAAAGGAGAUCUGUGACAGCGUGGACUGAGCUCAUUGAGGCCAUUGUGGGGAAACCAGUGACUCAUACGAUUCUUCAGCAAUAAUUUAUAGUCUCCAAUGAAGAGUAAGGAAUACGACACAAGAACCAGGCAGUCUCCUUGACUGUACUUGACACAUGUUUUCUUUAUGAAGUUGUUUGCAAAUUUAAAACAGUUAGUGCCUUCUAGAAAAACAGCUUUCCUUUCUGGAAAUUCACAGAAUCUCCAGAUCUCAUAGGUUUCAGUAAAAGGUUAUUUGUCUGUCAGAUGUACUGAAAAAUUGUAGUUUUUCAACUGAAAAUUGUUUUCAUUUCUAUCUAACUUUACUAAGUUGGGUACAUUUUAUAUUGCAAUCUAUAUUGCCAAUUUAAAGACGUGAUUUCUGGGUCUGUUAUGUUAUAUACUUUUCUUUGUCUGCAUGUAUUUACCAUGUCUAAUAACUGAUAUAGUUAAUCCAAAUUCAUUGUGUUUUUAUGUAAAAAUUUGUCAGUUUAGAAUACUUUGUUUUUUGAAAUGGAAUGACAAAACAGGUUUUCAGUUAAAAGAUGGGGAAUUGGUCACUAGCAUUAAUUUUUCUUGUCUUCUUUCCUCUGUUCUGUAUUUAAGACUGUAAAAGCCAUGAUCAAUAUUUUAAAUAUGAUCUAUCCUGACAUACAAUCUGCAACAUAACUCCUUGGUACUUUCUGUAUGUGAUAUAAUUCUACACUUCUAAGGAAGCGUAACUUAAAUUCUUCAGUGAUUUAAGUACUGAAAAGCCUUAACUAAAAGUCUGUCCUUUUUUUUUUCCUAUUAAACUUAUCUUUUCCAUGAACCAGGAUGUAGCAAACCAAACAGAUUUCCUCACUGAGGGAAUAUUAAGACUGUUACCUUUCAGUAAGCCAAGACAUAUCAUGUUUUCAUUAACAUCUAACUCAUGUAGAUGGGUGCUAAAACUGGAUUUUAUUACCACUGAAAUAUAAAAAUGGGUAGCGCUGUUACAUCUCAUGGCACCAGAGAUGAGCUGGCACUUGUGUUUAUUUUUAAAGAGAUUUUUGUUGAUUAAAUAAUUUAUAUACUUGAAGUUACAUUACAAAAAUUGUUAAGGUGUCCCACACUUGAGUGAAGUAUUUGACAAUAACUACUAUCAAGUACAGUACUUUUUGCAGUUUUAAAAUGAGGAAAACUUUGAAACUGUGAAAAUAAACUCCAUGUGGUAACUGGCUGUUGAGAAGACCCUCCACAAAAGAAAAUUGAAUAGGGUUUCAGCAGCAAGGCAUCUUUGCCUUAUGUUUUGCUUAAUGUUGCUUGUCUAGGAGAAAGACAGUUAUGUAAAUAAAAACAGUGAACUAGAGGAAAUAAUGAGUUAAUUGUUUUGGCUAUUGUAUUUUUAAAUGGCUAAUUAGGAAAUUUGUCAUUGUUAAGAAACAAAGUUAUAUUACUGUUGAUUAACUGCUAGAAAGAACUAAUAUUAUAUUUUCCACAUUAUCUCCCUUAAACAAGAAUAGGUAAAUUAUAUUGAAGCAUGAACAGCUUCCUAAUGAACAGUUUGUCUCACUUGUCAGUUUAACUAGGUUAGUUCAGGAAGGUGACGUGAGAGCCAAGAUGUGUUUUCAGAUUUCUCUACCUUAAGAGCAAAAAUAGCCAUUACUUUUUAAUUAGUUUCUUUGCUGACCAGAUUCAAGUCUAUAAGCAGCAUAAAUAAUUUGGGUAAUGUUUUUGUUUUUUGUUUUGACACAGUCUCCGUUUUCCCUUAAUUAUAUUUUGCUGGGCAGGAAGGUUUCUGCACAGGAAACUUGGUCCAAGCCCCUGGAGGGAAGCUACUUGAUUCAUUUAGUAAAUGGAGUUUCUGGCCACAGAUGUGCCAGGUGAUUCAGGAAAAAAAAAAGUACCCAGCUGUCAAGUGGAACUUAGUUUCUUAGCAACUGCAUUUGCUUUAUUUGAAAAAUGCCGUAACUUUUUAAAAAGUUAAAUUUUACUUUGGGGAAUAGUAUAUGUAAUUUUGGGAAGAUUUAGCAAGCAGAGAAAGUCACAAGCUUCCAAAUCCUGAAAGACAAUGGGUGCUAAACAUUUUCUUAAAAAAAAAAAAAAAAAAAAAAAAACCUCUUACAGUAUUUGAUCCU